Molecule: messenger RNA, 1121 nt
Organism: Pseudogymnoascus verrucosus
Lineage: Eukaryota; Fungi; Ascomycota; Leotiomycetes; Thelebolales; Thelebolaceae
Exons: 4
Coding region: 234-899 (221 amino acids)
Cellular component (GO): peroxisomal membrane
Source: RefSeq, a predicted model, not a curated record
CCCAAAGCCGACUCGGCCUACGAUUAUCUCCAACACCGAGAGCAUCAUCGUUCUCCAACUCCAACCGGCGCUCACUAUAUUACUACGCCUGUAACGACCUCAGCAUUGUUUACUUCUUAUCUCCUUUAAUACCCCAUGCAGAUUUGCCAAUAGCUCAACUGGCUCUCUGCUUUUGAAGGGUCUUUGCACUGAGCGACGUUAUCUGAGAUCUCAGCCGAGGCACAUCAGCCAAAAUGGCGACGGCUAACGCAGUAUACAAAGCGCUCAAUGAGAUAGUGCUCAAUCCUAAAUAUGCCGACUUAUUCGCCCUCGUGAAAGCCGCGCGCAAUGGUGCUGUUUACGGUGCCAAAAUCCGCUUUCCCCAUGCCUUGGUCAUGAUCUUUCUCUUCCGCUCCGGAACAUUCAGAGAAAAGGCCCGGCUAGUCUACAAAGCCACGCGCACACACGCCCAAAACCUCGCCCGCUUUGCGGUAAUCUACAAAACGGUCAUGAUCGCGCUCCGGCGCCUCGGCCCGACCGGCAAGGAAGGCCCCUACGACACUUUCUUCGCUGGGCUGUUGGGCGGUUACGUCGUGUUCGGGCAGCGCAACCCGCGCACCGGCAAGGUGUCGAGUGUGAGCCAGCAGAUCGUGAUAUACAUCUUCGCGCGUGUGGUACUGGGGCUGGCGAAGCUGAGCGUGGAGCCGGGCACGGGGAUUGUGACGAAUGUGCAGCUGUCGAAUAAGAUUAAGGAUAAUGCGUGGCCGGUGUUUGCGGCGAUGAGCUGGGGGGCGGUGAUGUAUGUGUUUAGGUGGCACCCGGAGAGCUUGCAGUCGAGUUUGAGGAGCAGUAUGAGCUAUAUUUAUGUGCAGAGCGAUCAUUGGGAUAGCUUGAAGACGCUGGUGUGGCAUAAUAAAUAGGUAUCUGGAGAGUGGCAGUUGGGGCUUGAGGAUAUUGAGGGUGGCAGGAUGGAUUCAUGGCGGGUUCAUGAAUGAUGUUACGAGUAGGUUGCCGUCUGAGGAUCGAGGGACCGUGUUAUAGAGACGUAUCUCUCGCAAUGUUGGUUGAUACAGCCAUGGCGCAUAUGAUCAUAUUAAGAAUUGUAGAUAGGCGCGCAUAUCAAUAAAUAGAUUCUGUUCAAG